Messenger RNA from Zingiber officinale, 696 nucleotides. Its product is annotated as CBL-interacting serine/threonine-protein kinase 6-like. The transcript has 3 exons. The coding region runs from base 1 to 696 and encodes 231 amino acids. NCBI's taxonomy places the organism in Eukaryota, Viridiplantae, Streptophyta, Magnoliopsida, Zingiberales, Zingiberaceae. Gene Ontology annotation, biological process: protein phosphorylation. Gene Ontology annotation, molecular function: protein kinase activity; ATP binding. The record is from RefSeq and is a predicted model, not a curated record.
AUGGGGCGACUUCCUGGUGAGCGACCGAAAGAAGUCUCCCUCGACGAGCCCCAGGUGAAGGAAUUGUUGGCUCUUGAGUCGGACUGUCGGAGGGAAAGGCGUCAUGGGAGCUACGGGGCCAGCCGCGUUCUUCGGCACGACAACUUUGCCAAGGUGUACGCGGUGCACGAUCUGCUCACCGGCGAGAGCGUGGUAAUGAAGGUGGUGGGAAAGGAGAAUGUGCUCCGCGCAGGGAUGGAGGAGCAGGUGCAACGCGAGAUCGCUGUCAUGCGGGUAGCCCGUCGCAGCAACAUUGUCGAGCUCCACGAGGACGCCUGCGGGAGAACGCUUCACGCCGCUACUUCAGCCAUCUCGUCUCCGCCGUCGACUUUUGCCAUAGCGGCGGGGUCUUUCACCGUGACAUUAAGCUUUGAGAACCUCCUCCUCGACGACGUCGGCCACCUCAAAAUCGCCGAGCUUGAGCUCAGUGCCUUUGCCAGGGCCGACGACCUCCACCUCCACACAGCGUGCGGAACGCCUUCCUACGUGGUUCCGGAGGUUAUCGGAAACAGGGAAUACGACGGCUCCAUGGCUGGCCUCUGCUCUUGCGGCGUUUUUCUCUUCCUAUUGCUUGCCGGCUAUCACCCAUUCCAGGACGACAACCUCGUCACCAUGUACCGGAAGACCCACCGCCGGGGAUUCCACUCCCCGCCGUAA